Molecule: messenger RNA, 848 nt
Organism: Hypoxylon fragiforme
Lineage: Eukaryota; Fungi; Ascomycota; Sordariomycetes; Xylariales; Hypoxylaceae
Exons: 2
Coding region: 216-581 (121 amino acids)
Source: RefSeq, a predicted model, not a curated record
CAAAAGUCUCACCCCCCUUUUAGUCUUCUUGAUGUACCUGUCUAGGUACAUAUGCAGGUAUAUUCUCUUGUUCUCCUCGAUGUAUAUACAUACCAUCCAAACCCACCUACAAGAACAGGAGAGUCCAAACUAUAACCACUAAUUUUAUCAUCAUCAUAUCUUUACACUCCGCAAGCAGACAAACAAGCAAACAGACAAGCAAAAAGGCUUCAACGAUGGCUACCACCAGAGUCUGGAUCGAGCCGAAGGAACACUCCGUCGAAGGCCACACCAAGCAGUGCAUCCUCACUUUCAAGGGCCAAGUAAAAUGGGGACCGCACUCGUGCCACGACAACACGACCAGCCGGCGAGACGCGCUUCACAAGGCCGAUUCGCGAUUCGACAUUCUGAUCAUGGACAAGCCCAAGACGAUCGAGGGCCACAUCGCCACCAUCAGCGUCAGCGCGGGCGACACUGUUUACUUGGACAAACUCUCCACGCACGAUAACAUGGAAGGGCUUUGCAAAGCCGUCUUCGACGCCCAGCAGGAGGAUCGUACAUGCACCAAUUCUUCGUUUCGACCGCUCCGUCUCCGGAGAUGAGCGUCAUGAAGAGUGGGAUUUGCCGUAGGUAGCAGUAAUUGUUGGCAAGCAGAAGGAGACCGAGGUUGAAAAGAAGGACAGAAACUCGUAAGGGUUUCAUCUCGACAUACCAAAAGUACCCCUAUUCGUCGCUCGUUCAAUUGCGUGCCGUUAGUGGAGGGCAUAUCACGGCCACUCUGAAGAGUAUGUACCUAGCCUAAAUGGGCAGCCAGCCAGCUUCCAAUUCGCCUACGACUUAGUUAGGUUAUAUGGUAGUUGGAACUAUGG